AUGUCUUUGUUCGGCGGACCGCUGCCCGCCAAUGCCCGCGAGUCGUCGCCCUACUACCGCUCCUCGAGCCUGCCUCUGCCCUCCAGCCCACCGCCAGUCCCGCACACCGACGAUGACGCGCCUGUCUCGUCCAUCGAGCGCGACCCCGACCAGGACGAUGAGGCAGUGAAUGCCGCCAACGACGACGAGUCGUCCGGGAGCGAGUACACCACCUCGGACAGCGAAGACAACCGCCCCCGGUUCCAAGGCAAAUGGCAGACCUACCGCCGGCACAUCCAGGAGGAGCGCGACCUCACCGAGUCGCUCGCGAAGCUACGCGCCGAGGACCUGGCCCUGCACCUCUACGACGCCCACGCCUUGAAGCGCCGCCUCCUCGCUGAAAAAGCUGCCAGGAGGGCCGCGGGCGAGGAGGCCGGGGACGCCGACGAUGAAAGUGACGAAGAUGACGGCCAAUGGAAGCCUCCGAGAGCGUGGACUGCGUGGCCGCUGGAGCCGGAACACGUUCCCAGGCCUUACGAGCGCUUCACCAUACUGCCGACGAUCGAUCCGGACGAGGAAUUCACUUUUCGCCGGCCUGGACACGAUCGGCAGAGGCCAAUUCGGGACAUCAAGGAGAUUCUGGUGGGGUUGGUGCAGAAAAAUGCGAAGGAGAGGUGGGACAAGAAAGAAUGGGCGGAUGAGACGGACCCGGAGGCUGGCGAGGAACGUUUGACUUCGCGCAGGAGCCCACACGAAGCAAAUGGCGGCGCGACGGCAGAUCGGAUGGAUAUUGAUGGACAUGGGCCCAACCGCGGAGCUAGUGCACGUCGCGCAGCCACACCCACUGGUUCCCGACGGGAGUUCAUCCUAGACGACGACAAGGCGUAUGAAGCUCUCGGGCCGACCACUCGCUCCAUCGUGAGCAAACUGAACGAUGUACUCAUGGCCGUCCACCAACGCGAAUCUCGCGGCCGAGGUAGAAAAUCUCAGAGAGAGACUGCAACCGCAACCGACACCGAAGCGUCCCGCUCUCGCAGCACGAAACGUCGAAAGAAGAUGCAAAACGCCAGUGAAGGAGAAACCAAGGUCAAACGCCGUCGAGGCAGACCACCUAAGUCCGCUAGCCAAACCCCAGGGCCCGACUCGACGCCCUACGUCACCGAAGGCGAGGAGACGUCAGCUUCGGCGAAGAAGCGGGGACGAGGCCGCCCGAAAAAGUACGACAGGCUGCCCGGCGAGUCGUAUUACAUGGCCAGGAAGCGUCUCGCGGCAGCAGCCGGUCAGCUUCCAGGCAGCAAUCCUUCAAGCCGAGCGCAAACCACCGAGCCCGAGCCCGAUCGUGCCUCCUCCAGACCACCGACUCCGAACAAUCCGUCCGCUGCUACCGCGGCGCUGCUCGCGCGGCCGCGCUCGAACAGCACGUCGUCGGAAGAUGACAGCGACGGCCCGGAGACGGGGGGAAAGCAGCCGCUGCGUCGUGGUGGGAAGGCCCCGCCGCUGAAGAAUUGGCGCGAUGUCCUCGGCAAGGCAUCGUCGCUCGGUGGCUUCAGCGAGGCUGCCAUUGCUCGCGCGACGCGGCGCUGUGCGGAGCUGUUUGGCGAGGACAGGACGGUUCGGACGGCUGAGAGUCAAGUUACUGUAGAAGCGCCUGCAGAGGAAGUUCAACAGGAUCAAGGUGUUGCAGAGGAAGAACCUACCGCGGAAGAAGACGCCGGGGAAGGACCUUCUGCCCCGAGGCCGCCUCGAGUUGAAGCUCCACAAGCUGAGGAGGAGCCUUCAGAGGAAGAGGCUGGUCAGCCGGGUGACACCGACUGGGCGGACGACGAAGAGGAUGGAGACGGAAACAAGCGCCCGGCUUGGGAUGGGUCUAGUUUGGCAUGUCCUCAUUCCGAUUGUGAGAGAUACACCGAACCAUAUGCAAAACUUUGGCGGUUGCGUGAGCAUGUCAAGAAGAAGCACAAGUACACCCUUGAUGCUCCCCGCAUCAAUUCGAAGAAGUGGAAGAAGUGGAUCAUGGAGAAAGAAAAGAGCAAGUCCGCGAAACCUAAGCGUAAAGGAAAGGAAAAGGCAAAGUAA
This is a messenger RNA of Lasiodiplodia theobromae, 2055 nucleotides long. Its product is annotated as RNA polymerase I specific transcription initiation factor RRN9. Gene Ontology annotation, biological process: regulation of DNA-templated transcription. The transcript has a single exon. Bases 1 to 2055 code for a protein of 684 amino acids. Lineage: Eukaryota; Fungi; Ascomycota; Dothideomycetes; Botryosphaeriales; Botryosphaeriaceae. Gene Ontology annotation, molecular function: DNA binding. The record is from RefSeq and is a predicted model, not a curated record.